Messenger RNA from Ramularia collo-cygni, 1440 nucleotides. RefSeq lists its product as uncharacterized. NCBI's taxonomy places the organism in Eukaryota, Fungi, Ascomycota, Dothideomycetes, Mycosphaerellales, Mycosphaerellaceae. Bases 1 to 1440 code for a protein of 479 amino acids. The record is from RefSeq and is a predicted model, not a curated record. The transcript has a single exon.
AUGUCUGAUCCACAUGGAAUCCCCAAGCCAAGCGGACUUCGCCCAGUGAAGACAGCGACAGAAUCCCAAACAAUCUGGUCCAUCAUUCCCGAGCGCGAGUUCCGACAGAAUCUCGUCACGCUCGAGAGGCGCACAAAUGCCGUCCCCAUAGCCGUGUUGAAUUCUUCUGUGGUUGAAGAUGGUCCUACAGAAUUCGGGACUUUGCCUCUGAGCAUCGAAAGAUCUUUGGCGGAUGAUCUCGCCUAUCUCGCUGCCGUGACGGAGGGAGCACAGAGCGUUGCUGCCGUUUGUCUUGAGCAACAUGUUGGUGCGAAGAAGCUUGUGGUGAGAGUCGCGGGGAUGGACGUGGUGGACCAGAAGGUUCGAGAUAUGUUGAGCGGAAUCGCUGCCGUGUUGGAAAGUGCCGCGUUUGCGGAAGAUGUAUCGGAUUGGGAAGAGAGAGUCUUUGCGAUGAUUAUUGAGCAGCAUUCUCAGAAGCUCCUUGGGCGAAUGCGGUCCGUUAAAUGGACGAAACCGGCUUACCUGAGGAGGACGCAUAAGAAGCCUCUUGUCAAAGAUUUUGAGAAUGUGGCACAUCGAGUUCAGCAUGUGUACCCGAGAAAAGGAGAGUGGAAGGUCAGGAAAACGUUGGCGGGCGUCAUUGCGGCUUUGAGUAAAGAGUACGAGAGGUUUGAGAGUGGAGCUUUCAAGGAUGAGUUGCUGCAGGAGUUAUAUCGGCUUGUCAAGGCUACAUAUGACUUUUGCAUGGUAUUCGAGGUGAGAGAUUUCGCGUCGAGGAUUGCAAGUAUUGAUGGCCCAACACCACAAAUUGCAGCCGCGGUGAAGACAUUAAGACAGCUGGAGAAGAUUGGAGCGUACUGGAGAAUCGCCAAGGAUCUGAUCACAACAGCGAAGAAAUUCCCGGAUUCCUUUCGCCGUGUCGAGUUGGAGUAUGUAAUCCCAUACGCCGAGGCCGAGACGGACAUUGCCUAUGAGAGCUGGGCCAAGAUCAUGCAUGUGCAUGCCGAGGUGCAGCUGAUGGUCGAGUACGCAAUACGGCAACAGAGGGUUGCAUUGCAGUCUGGCGAUGAAGUCUCUGGAAGCACCAUCAUCUGGCCGCGCACAAUUGGCACGAGCAAGUAUCUUUGCUAUCUCUGUUAUCUAUUCAUGCGAGAGCAUGGCGGUUUCGGACAGGAUCUGAGUUCGCAUGGGAGGUUGUUCGAUCAGUGGACUGUGCCGGAUCUACGGGAAUAUGACUCUGGGACGAGAGAUAAGCUGGCAGAUGUGCUGUGCAAAGUGAAUCAGUGCGUGGAGAACCAGAUCGCCGAUCUUCGUAGAGAUGUCGUCUGGCGACCUGAGCCGAUGACGAGUCGACAGAACCUAUUGGGUUGUGGCGAUGAGGUAGAGAAGGAUGAUGGUACGGCAGUCGAGGAACUUGAGCAGAAGUUGUCCGCAUUGUGA